GUCAACUCUGAGGAAUACAGACGAGUUCAUCACAGACUUCACCGUGGGAAAGUUUAAUUAUUUUAAUUGCGGAUUUUUGUGUGGACUAUUCUUUCUGACCAUGAGAGGAGACACAGCCACGGUGAGAGUCGAUUAGUAACGUCUCCAGUUAUGAAAAAACAGAGGGAUUGUUGCAUUGCAUUUUUAGUGUUUUUAUUAAACGCUAAUUGUAAGUUUGUAAUUUGUAAAUUGUAAUGUAAACGUGUUUUAGGAGAACGAAGUGGACGAAAAUGGAGAGGAAGCUGCAGCAGGAGCGGACAGUGCAACCGGGGAAAGACGACCUGUGAGUAACUUUGAUUUAAAAAAACAUAAAACUGUCGUCUUCUUUCAAAUAACGAUAUUUUUUUUUACACGAAAGACAAGAAAAAAUCAGGUUAUCACGUCAAUGCAUUUACCCAUGUGUUGAAAUGUCACAUUUUAUACUCAAGCAGGCAAACAGAACAUGUGAGAGAUUGUGUUGUCCUUAACUGAUGGUACUAUUUGUUUGGGUCUUAAGUUUAUAUAAGACAAGAGGGAGACAUUUCCUGCAGAAAAAUCAUUUUUGUGUUUUAUAUUUGAAGAAUUGUAAAGCCAAACUUCCCUGAGCGUUGUUAUGUUUUGUUUUUUGUUUUUUUCCAGUGUAUGACAAAGAUUAAGCACUCAAACCCCUUCUAUGCCCCACUUAAACUAAAAUAUUUACUAGUAUACCUUACAGAAGAGAGCAGACUGGAUAGGCAGGCUGAGAGUAUCAUGAUGUCAGCUGUUCUGAAUGUCUUUAGCACUGUCAUGUUUGUGACUUAAGUACAGAGAAGAAAGAAUCUGUUCUCACACUUUGUCGCCAAUGUUUGGAUGUGGGCCUUAGUACAUUAAAAACAAAUAUAAUUAAAAUGAUUUUAUCUUAGGCACUUUUCUUAGGCAUCAUCACAUCUGAUUUAAAAGAGUGAGCAGCAACAGCUUUCAGAUAAAGUUAGUUAUUUUUUCAUGUCUGUCAAAAUAUGUGAUAAUUUAACCAUUUAAUAUCUAUUUAAAGGUUAGUGACGUUAGGAGAGGAGCAUUUUUUUAAGUCAAAUAUAAGUUUUUAAUUAAGAUGGUGGAAGCUUUUACAUAUUUUUUUUAGUUUAAAAGAAUUCACAUGUUGUCAUAUUUGAAAUUUUUGGUGUUCCGCACAUCUUAAGGCUAAAUUUGUAUUAAUUUUGUUGCCUCCUUUUGACUUGUGGGUGACUUUUUAGCAGGUGUGGGUGAGGACAUUUAAAAGCAAUUUUAAAAGACUUUUAAGAUAAAGGUGCAACAACUUAAGUUUUUGUGUAUUCUUGGCUUGCUUAGUCCGACAUAAGUGAGUACCUCAUGAUUUUUCUCUCAAUCUUUUUGGUUUUUAGAGUAUUGUGACGCUACAAAAUAUGCUAAAGAAAGUUUCCCACAGUCCUUUCCAAAAUCAAUACAAGGUGAGUAACUACAAUACUCAGUAUGUUCCUGUUUGAUCAGAUCUGAUACACUUUGUGGUCUUUAAGGAGAAACUAGCUUUGCCUUCUUUCUAAUUGUCAGUUUUUCUCUAUCUUCCCACACUCAAGACUCUUGUUUCGUCAAAUUCUGAAUCCAGCGGAUCAUCUGCUAAUGAGUCUGUCAACAAACAGGUGAGGAAGCGUAACAUCUUUCAGCCCUGAAGAAAGCUGCUGGCUGAGAGCCCUUAAGUAAUACUCCACUAAUGUAUCUUUAAGUGUUCAACAGAGGCACUCCCAGUUAUUUUCUUCGCAGGGGUAACAGCAGAAAAUAACCACCAGCAGCUUCAGGCGUGGUUGUGCAACAUCCCCUGUUGACAAACUUCUGUUUACAUAUCUGAGAAGUGACACCUGACCUCCUUAUCACAGUGAUUCACAAUCGAAGAAAACCACAAAGCAUGACGUCCCACGCUUACAUCUCCAUAAAUGGGUUGUUGUUCAUUUGCCGCGGCGUGUUUCAGAGAUACAAUGAUACAACUCUUAAAGAUUUCUGUCGUGCUUCAAAUUUUCCACAUAAAAUUGAUCAGUAAAGAGGUCAACUUGACAGAUCAGAAAGUUGUGGUUAAAAGUAGGAUUCAUGUUUUCAAAAAGACAAAUCUUUUUUCUUUUUUUCCCUCAGGGUGAUUUUAAAGCAGCGGAUAAAAAUCUUCCUGCUACUGCGGCGCAGUCACACGGCACACCCUCUGUCUUGUUUUGUUCUUAGAAACACAAUGUUAUCUUUAGAGCUCCUCAUUCAGGCAGGGCAGGCUGUAUUGUUCAAGUAAUGUCACGGGUCUAACUAGAACCAGAAUAGCAUCUUCUGCUCUAUUUAGCAUCCGUAGUAGCAUCUACCAUUUUGGUCUCUACAGCACACCCGCACUAUUUCAAAGAAAUCAAAGACUGAAUUAUUAACUUUGAUUUGCUCAGUUGAAGCUUGAAGAAACUCUUUAAUGUCCCUGCUAUUCCAGCGAUAUAGGUGUUACUUUUCGCACAGCUUAGUAGUCAUGAGAUGACUCAAAAAGUUAGCUAGCUUUUAGUGCCCACUUAGUUCCCUAUUUAGCCCCGUUAGCAUACCCUACCUAUUGGUACACUGUCUGCUGUUGUAAUGUUACAUACCGCUUGUGGUUUUGAGCCUCUAUGGAGGGUCUUAAUAAAUUUAUUGCUCGAGAUAAAUUCGGCAUAUCCUGGGGAUUGUUUACAAAGGUGCCAUAGGUGAAGUGGCAGCUGAAGCAGCAAUGAUGUGGCCACUGUUGGCCUGAAAACAUAAAAUCUUCCCACUAGGCAUUGGUGAAAGGUUCAGGCAAAGUCCUGGGAAGUUCCUGAAAGGUGAACCUAGAAAACAUGCAAGGGGAUUGCACCAACAUUUGUGUUUUAAAUAUUACGAAAGUUGGACCUCCAACAUUUUAACAUUUUCUCAAUGAAUAAAUUGUUUAAUGUGUAACGGGGGGCAGGACAUUCCCCAGUUACAAAGACCCUCAAGUGUGUUUUGAAUGCCAGCCAGUCAAAGUGAAAUGUAACCCACCUAACUGUCUCCUUUCUUUGUUUCCACUUCUCAGAAUGAAGUCAAUGGAGGUUUGACCAGAAAUAACCCCUUUUAUUCAUAUUAUUUGGUUAGUAAAAAGUCAUGUCAUCACAGUUAUCACCAAGAUAUUGUUCCCGCGAAACAUCCUCUUAGUAGUCUUGUUUUCUCUCACCAGGAAUCGGGGGGCAGCAAAGGUCACAUAAAGGAAGACACAGGGGGAACCUCAAAGGAGAAAAACCUGGAUGCUGUCUUUCUCCCUCCACCUGAGUUCCAGAGCUCCCCUCUUGAUCACCAAACUCAACGUCAAACUGUGGCAAAUGCAGCUGGAUUUUCUGAGCCUCAAAAGUCUAAUGGAUCCACUCAACUUGCAUCUACCAAUGGGCAUUCUCAUGAUUCGAGACUGAACUCGGCAGACUUGUUUAAACCAACAUCCACAAUGUUUAAAAAUAAAGAGGUGAAUCUUCAGGCUGCUACAGGACAUGAUACAGCCAAUGGCAUGGGCGACUUCUCUGAUAAGUCCCCGGGUCUCUUUGACAACCCGUUCAACUCCUCUCCAAACAACAAGGAUACGAUCCAAUCUACUCAGCCAACAAUGGCAAACCCGUUUUAUUCUGCCACAACCAGUGAAGUGGAUUUGUUUCAACCAGCUUCAACCAAGACUCAGGAACUGAUGAACCAAAAGUCCUCAGAGAAAAUUGAGGAUGUGUUUUCACCCUCAUCUGCAUUUGCAGUUGAUCCAUUCCCAAGCCCGAUCACAAGGAAUUUAUUCCAAGACACUUCCAGUUUGGAUGAUCCUUUUGGUUCUACUCCCUUCAAACAAAACGACCCUUUCCAAGAUCUAUCAAAAGGCACUCCAGAUAUCUUUAAACCUCUUCCCCCAAAGAGAGUUGGUAAAGAUGGUUUGUCUGACACAAAGAUGGACAUGCUGUCAACACCAGAUCUCUUCAAGCCCAUGCCAUCAGAUCAAGCCUUGGAUUCCGACUCUGCUGACAAGCCACGGGACAUCCUCUUGACCACUCCUGGAGGAACUGAACACGAUAUCCUUCAGCCGUCUCCCUUCAGUCGGGCCAGGAAUCUGUCCAUGUCACCCAGCCAGUCUCAAGCUCAAAUGGCUCAUGUAUGUCACUGGUACCAUUUGAUGUUUGAAUAACCCAUAUUUGGAGCCAAGUCUAUGUUUCUGCUCAGCCUGUUUGACAUGACAAUCAUUCCUUUAGGUGCAGACCUUUAAACGUCCGCCAAAACCACUUCCUCGAACCAAACCACUCAAGACUGAGAAGUCACCUGGGCCUGAAAAGCCACCAAGACCAGAAAAGCCACCUGCAUUAGUAAAACCUACCCCACCAGCAAGGCCACCCGCACCAACAAACCUUGUAUGCAAAAACACAGUUCAGUCAAAUGUUCAAUUCUUCAUCAUUAAUUUUCUAGCUUGUUUAAUACCUUCUUUUUUUUACUCUUGAAUCGUGUUAAGACGAAACCUGAAACACCUGUGCCAAAAACGUCUCCCAAGCUGUCUUUCAAAGGUCUCCCAAAACCUGUUAUUCGGCGUAAACCAAAAACCCCGGUAAGGAUGCUGAUUAAAUCUGACCGAGUUAUACUUCUAACCACAGCAUACUUGUGACACAGGUCAUAAUCUCAAAUGAAGAACAAUGCUGGAAGUUAUGUUUGGUCGUUUGUUUGUGUAAACUUGAUGUUUACACAGUAAUGUCAGAUUUUUUUUUUUUUUCUUCUUUUACAGGAAAAUAAGUCGGUAGAACCUGACAACUAUGUCGUCUUUGAGGACAUCCUCCUGAUUGGACAGGUGUGUUUUCACUGGUUUUAAAUGAAAUAAAAAAUGUUUAAAUAUUUGUGGAACAGCUCCUGACAAACCAUACCAUAAAGCUAUGACAGGAAAAAACAUAGUGGACAGUACACAUUGUUGUGGGGUAGGGCGGAAAAUAAAGGCAAGUAACUGAUGUAAAUUUGGGUGGAUACGUUGGCCUGGCAACACAAAGAGGAUCCAAAAAUUUGACUUUAAGGGGAACGUGGUUACUGUGGUUACCAUGCAAACAUUUUUGAGGUAUAGCUGAUUUAAUAAAAGUUUGCUUUACUGAACUCCAAAACAGGAAAAGUGUGUCGAGGACUGGCCUGAAGACAGUCCAGAGCUUAACCCAGACUUCAAGCCGGUAAGGAAACUCUUCUAACUCAAUUUUUUUAAAACCAAAUCUUCUCAUAAUCUGUACCUGUAUGUCAAACAUGAGCAAUGCCCUUCCUUGAAAUGUAUGUUGCAUCCAAGACACUUGAUCCAAUAAGUAAUUUUUACCUUUUCUUAAAAAGUCUGGAGCAUUGAGACUACGGCGAGAAUCCUAUAAAGUAAGUUUGAGGUUAUUCCUGUUGUCGUGUCGUGAGUUUAAAUGGAGAGUCAUGAGGCUGAUGACGGUGUACUUUUCUCUUAGCUGAAGGUGGAAUCUGAUGGAGGAAGUGGCGAAGACCAGGAUGGCUCUGGGUUCCAGGGCAAGGUACAGCAUAACAGCCUCACAAAUUCGUCAUAGUCCAUCAUAGUUGAUAUCGAUGUAGUUUUCAGUCUGUGCUCCACAUUAAACUUCUUCUUACAGAAGAAAGAAAGGAAACACAGGAUGUCAAUACUUUCCAGAAGAGGGUCGAAGGUAAACAAGGCUUUAACAAUGACAAGAACAUUGGUCUGGUUGUGUUUGCUUGUUGGUUUUUAUACUAAUAAUGAUUUUCACUUCGACAAGGACAAGUAUCCUGAUGAUACAGUAGAAGGGAAGAGCAGGACACUACCAGUUUCACGCAGAUCGUCAAAGGUACUAAUCGAAGUUUCAUGAGUGUGUCAGUAAGUAAAGUGUCGUCUUUGAACUGCGGGUGUUUUUAAGUUCGAAACAAAUAAAACUGUAGAAGAAAUUCAUGGUUAUUGUGGUACCUGCUUGAAUGAAAUGUGACCGUGCUUUUUCAGGAUUAUCUUGCAGAGGGGAAAAUGUCAGCUGAAGAUUACGAAGAUGGGGAAGAGAACUGGGUGGACUACAAAGUAUGUUUUUGGCUUAAAACGGUUUUUCCUAUAAAUGAGCUUUGACACUUAACUAGUAAUAAUUUAAUAUUUCUUCAUAUAUUUGUUCACAGAAGAGACAAGUGAAAACCAAAGUCAAUCACCUGCUUCGACGAGCAUCUACGAAUUCCUCUGUGCCAGAUGGAAAGCGCAUGAAUGGAUUUGUACCUCAGGAGUCAAAGGUUGGAUACUUACACGAAAAGAUGUUUUUUUCUGAUAUUAUCCUCUCUUAUCAGGAGAUAUGAUUAUGUAUUUUGAUUUCAUUUCACAACAGGAUGAUAAGAAAAGUGUGAGCAAGAAAAACUCCAUCAUACGCAGAUGGUCAGAUGUAAGUUUCUGCUGUUACUUUACAAAAUAUAAAAUUUGUAUGGCCAUGAAAUUCAGGCUGCAAGCAAGGACAGCUAUUACAAACAGUUGCUAGAUGUUACUCAGUGGACGGUUUUUGAUGGGGUUCUUUCAUUUUUAACAGGGGACUGUUCUGGAUGGCAGCACUGGUGAGGAAGAGGAGGAUGGAGGAGAAGCCCAGCAUGGAGAGGUAAGAUCACUUUUUAGUAACAGUGCAGGGCAAUGUGUGUACCAGAACCAGAAUGUCAUCAAAGGUCAAUAUGACUCAAGAUUACACAAUAGUAGACCACAAUCUAAUCUUCCUUCUCUCUCUCUAGAAGAAGAAAAGGAGGAUGAAGAUCAAGUUCGUGCCUCACAGAGGAUUUGCUAUCACUGUGGAAAAGGUAGAACACGUCUGUUUUACUUCACACUCUAGUAUUUCUUUGAAUAAUUCAUUUUAACUCACGUCAUGUCAAAACUUUCUCUCCACAGAAAGAUGAACUGCAGGGAGCCCACGGAUACACGCCACGCAAGAGUUCAAAGGUGAGGAUGAGUGCCUUUUAACUAAACGGGUUAGUGCUUGGUAUAAUUCUUGGAGAGACGAUUUCCACGAGUUGAAACAUAGUUUGAAUUUUUUUCUCUCUCCUCAGGACAAAUCAUACGAUGAGGCUUUGGGUGCGUACGGUUACACGCCUCGCAAAAAGUCCCAGGUACAUCCCUCCUUCAGUCCUGUUCCCUUAUCCAAGACUUGUUGGAUAGGGAAAAUUGGUUUUGCCUACUUUUAUGAAACAAUUAAAUUUUGAGGAUAAUACUCCCUCAUAACAUGAAAUGACUCGAUCACUCGAUCAAAUGUUUCGUGUCUCUUUUUCUCAGGCGGAUGCUUUUGAGAACGUGGAAGAGCUAAAAAGCCAAAGUCUUCAAUCAUCUUGCAAGGUUAGACUUUCCCUUUAUUGUCGCCAUUCUGUAAUGUGUGUUUUUUGGUAUUGUAAACAUUAACGUUUGAAUAUUUUUGCAUAUUUUUCAAUAAACAUGGGGGUGGGAAUUGUAGGGUCAAAUAUCCUGCACAUUUUCUAAGAUAAAAGAUGUUUUGAAGCACCUAAAGGAAACAAAAAUUUAAAUUCUGAAAAGCUGAUUGAUUUAAAGACGAGUGAACUCAGAAAACUGUUAAAAUUGAGCGUUAUUUAUUCUGCAAACUAAACACAAGAUCACAGACUCUGCAGGCAAACAACGUCGAAUUAGCUAGCUAGCUAAGUUAGCAGAGCUAGCACCACCAGCCUUUUGUCCUCCCUGCAGGUAAACAGCGGUAUCAGUGCUGGUCGCAUAUUGCUUUGAUCAAGUUGAUUGAAAGAAGUCACCAAACAGCUGUAUCUCCAUUUUCUUGACAAAAGUCCACCAAAGCGUGCCAGGCUGUCAUCUUCACUCGUUGAAAUAAUCUAUCAUCCUAACCUGGGCUGUAUUGCCAGAUCAAAUAAAUGAAAAUAUGAUGUGGAAAUUGGACAUCUUGCCUUUAUAACCUUUUGUUCUCUACUUCUUUGCUUCUUGUUACUUCUUCUGGUACUAAGUGUUGGGAGGUAAACCUCUAAUAGUUGUUUUUUAUCUGUUUCUUAGGCUGAUUACAUGGAAGAUGAAGAACUACAGAAAGGGCUGCAGUUGUCUGCUGACUUGAAUGGAGAUGAAGACCCAUAUGGACAGGAGGACGUCAAACCAGUAAGUCCAUGGAGUUUCUCAUGAAUGAUUCUGUCGCCUGUAGUCACUUAAAGGCCUUUUUUUCCUUCAUGAACAGAAGAAAUCCACAAAGAUGAAACUGCUGCAUGCAAACCGACGAAGCUCCAAGGUCAGCGUUUUUAAAUGGCGCGUUAAUAUUCACAGCAUGGUGAUAUAAAAAGAAAUGACACUCAUAAACUGAAGACUGAAGGUUAAUUUUGUUUUAUAUUUAGGAGGACAUGCUUGAUGACGUCCAGUUCCAGAAAAAGAAGAGCAGCUUUUCAGCCGAGGGGUUGGACGAUGAAGAGCUCUACGAGUUUGAAAAACCGGUACUAAGAGUCUUUUAACAACAGCAGCAGUAUAAGCAGAGAGCUGUGUGUCUUGUCUGGUAGAAACACCCUGUGACGCAGCGCAAAGACCAAAGAAAGAAAGAAACCAACCCUUCAGACGGCAAAGAUUAACAACAAUAGAGGAUGUUAUCAUAAAAGCAGCGCUGUUGAAUGUGCGGAGAAGAUAAAUAGCAGAUUAUCCCUUUAACAAUCUCUAAACAUGAGAGUGAACCUUUUAUUUAACAUGAGACUGUUUGAAUGAGGAAUAGAAGCUGCACAACAUCUGACUGAUCGAUUAGAGUUACUUAAUGUAGAUAAAAGACAGACGCAGAUACAUUUCCGUCUAACUUUUCACUUGGUUGAAUUCCACCUGUCCAUCUGACAAUACUUUCCUGUUUCUUUGUCAGAAAAAGACCAAACGUAAAGCCCCCAUACCCAUCCCACACAAACCCAAGACCGCAAACGGACAGAGUGAGACAAAUGGAUUCAGCCAACACGUACCUGAGCAAGCAGCUAAGGUUCGUUCACCGCCAGAAUUGUGCUUUCUUUCAAGUGUUUUUUGUUGUUUUGGAGAGUUAUUGAUUUUUUUUCGUAACAGGAUGCUUUCAAUGACUAUGACGAUGAUGUCGAAGAAACAGGAAAUGAGUUCUUGAAUCCCCUCGAGAUGUACCCCGAAGACCAAGAUGAUCCAGACAUCUGCAAACCGGUACUAGCAUCACUCUGUUUUUUCCACUUUGGGGUUUUUAAACUCCAACGUAUGACUCUCAAACAUUUUAUUUUUCACAACAGAAGAAGUCAUCGAAACUGAAAGCCUUAAAGAAACGAAUAACAAAGGUGAGUUCAUGUGGUCAAACUUGUUUUUUGUAUAUAAAGAAUGAAAGUUUCAAGCAUGAUGUGGAUAAUGGGCUCGUUGUCUUGCUAGAGGAAAUCUGUGAAUUUGGAGCACGAAGAUCCACCAGGAGCUGCUUCUGGCAGCCUGUCAGAGGCGGCCAAGGUGAGUUUGGCAGAUUUUUUUAGGCUUUGAUAAAUAUCUUUAAUCUACUGUGAACCUUUGUCAUCUUGGUCACAGACCGGUUAGCAUGAUUGGCCUACUAAAUGACCCAGAUUUCAGGACUUAACAACCCAUGCCUUUGUUUGUUUGCACAAACGAUUAUGCGGCUGUAAAUCAUGUGGAAGCAGCUCAUUGAGGAAGUGUGUCAGCGUGAUUCUUGACCCUGAUAAAAGGAACUAUUUUAGUCUCGAAUCUCCUACAAAUGUACAAUCCACAUUUCAUCACAUUUUAUCAUUAAUGGUGCGUUCCCAGACAUGUAAGCUAACCAUGCCAUUAGCGCGUCUGCAUCCCCAUACCAUCACAUUAGCGUACUUCUGAUCUGUGCAUGGAUAACGAACCUGGUGGUCCCUCUCCUCACCAGAACCAGGGACAUGGGGUCCAUGAUUUCCAAAAAGAGGGUCAAAUUUAGACAUGAGACCACAGGACAGUUUCCACCGGACUUCACUCCAUCCACCAAAAACAGUUCUUAUACUGUUAUGAUUUACUUGAUGCCAUCUCCUGUUUGAGUUAAUCUUGACUGAGUUUCAAGUAUUUAUUAUUUUACUCUUUAACACUCGUGAACUUAUAGAACCAUGAUUGUCGUGUUCUUGGUGUUAAAAGCUAAAAAGGAUCUAAUUAAAAAAACUCAUUCAUACUGAAAGUUUUUCUUCCAUAAAAACAGACAUUUUUUAAAAACAUUUGUUGACCUCAACUUACAGCUGAGAGAGUACUAUGAAAUGUUGUUGUUUUCCACUGCUGCUGUAGUUAUCUCUGCGUCUUCGUUCCUGAUGGGACACAUUCCUUUAACUUGUGACGGAGCCGGUUCAGUCACAUAGCUGAGUCAACGCACAAAACUCGUGCUUAGCAACCUUAGGAUACAAAAGGGUGAAGUGUAGGGAGGCUUUGAUGACUAAUUUGAUUGAGCACAUAGCAAAGGUCUACUGACGAAUGCCCUGGUUUAUUUUUGUCCCCCUCACCCAGGCGGAGUGGCUGGCCGCUCAGAUGGAUGAGCAGACCGAAGCAGGUCUGGAGGACGAGGACGAGGAAGGGGUCAGUUUGUCUUCAAAGUAGUUUAACUGAAGCACUCCAUUCAACCAGCAUGCAAUCGUGAUGUAAAAAUCAAUUAUUUUCACAGGACACUGACAGUCUGAUGGAGUGGUGGAACACCGUGGAACGUAAGUCACUCUCAGAUCUGAAUAAAGCGACACUCUGAUGACUGUGACCGAGCAAUACAAGCAAGAAAUUUUGAUUAAAAAACAAAUACUGGACUGUGUUUCAGAAUGGGACGAGGUGCCGUCAGACGAUGAGGAAAAAGUCCUACAGGAAGACGAGUCCAAGUAUGUCCGUCAAACUGGUGCCUUUUAAUUAAGCUGGAUUGAUGAUUUCCUCUGUCACUCUAAUUGUAGUUGUUGGUGAGGACAUAGGGUUUGAUGUUGUGAGAUUUUAAGAUUGUAAAGGGCAAGAUGAUGGAAUAUCCAGUGACUUUGGUUUACGCCAAACAAAACUUCACUUCUACCAAACUUUGAGCUGUACUUUCUCUCCAGGUCAUUCAGCAUCUUGGCGGAUAAAGUUCACCGCGGCCUCCAGGUCUACAACAAGGUCUUCACAGAGCGAGCCGAGGUCCUCUGGCAGUCCAUCAUCAGGCUCCACGCCAUCGCCGAUGACAUAAGCUCUUUCCACCACAAGGCAAAGAUAGCCGGGAUCACCGGUGGGACCACGACAGCUGUGGGUGGAGUGGCAGCCAUUGCUGGUUUGGCUUUGGUACCUGUUACUUUUGGGGCCUCCCUAGUGAUAACCGCCAUUGGCGUUGGAGUGGCGACAGCUGGGGGAAUCACUUCGGCUUCUGCUGCCAUCUCUGAUAACGUCAACAACAUGCACGACCGCAAGAAAGUAAGCCGACAUUUUUGUUUCAAAGGAUCAAACAGGGGAUCACCGAUUCUGAGUGUAAACAAUGUCAAAGUGGUUUGCAGAGUGUGGAUAGCACCACCAGCCUUUUGUUAGAAGGUUUAGGGAGGUUAAGGUCCACCUGCCUGUGCUGGUUAAGGCUACAUAUGUUCAACUUUAUCCCCAUUUUCUAGAUCAAAUCACGGUCAAACUGUACUCUACUAGAGAGGUAAACUAUGCCUGUUUACAUCCAGAUAGUAGAACAGUAUGAUGUUAUGACAAUCACCAUUUACUGGAGCUAAAGGUGGCUGUGUUACAGCUUAGACACAACAUGUGACCGGCUUGUAAAAAUAGAAGUGUUAGUAUGACUAUCAAGGGUGAUGGCAUUCAGUCGUUCCCAUAUUUCCAUUUUUGAGAUCUUUGGUCUUCUCACGAUCCACUCUGGUUCUUCUUCCUCCUUCCCCAGGUGGAGGUAGUGCUGGAGAACUAUGAGGGUCACCUGCAGGACAUCGGGAAGAUCCUCCACUUUGUCAACCAGGGCUUGUACAAACUCCGCGGCCACCCCUUCCUCAGGUCGGGCACCCAGCACUACUCAGAGGAGUGGGAGAUCCGCAGAGCCGUCCAGAUGAUCAGCUUAGUCGACUCGCCCAUCAUGCGGGCGACCGAGAUCACAGACGCGGCAAUCAUUGCAGUCCAGGGACUCUUCGAAGGCAUGGAUAAGUACUUCAUCAAGGACAGCAGGGAACUGAGGAAGGGGUGCAAGAAAGAGGUGGUGGCUCAGAUAAAGGAGGUGGCAAACGUGCUCAAUGACGGGAUCGUCGAGCUGAAUGCAAUCAGAGAGGAGUUACAGGAGGCGACUGGGAGUUUAUGAGGAACAUCCUGCACUCUGACACUUGGGCAAAUAUAGAUCAACAUCCCCCUCUACUGGUGAAAUACAUGAACUAUGGGAACAAUUGAAAUUACAUGCAACUACUUACAUAUCUGAGAUGAGGUGUUACUGUAAGUCUUAACUUUUUAUUUGUACUAUUUGAUGUAAGAUGUUUAAUGUGCACAGGUUACAGGUCAAAAUAACUUGUAAAUAGACCCCUUAAAUUUGCACUUUCAGCACUUCUUCCUGGGUGAUGGGUUCAAAUGUCAGGUAGCUUGUCAACCCUGACACUUGAGCUUAAAAUGUAAAUUAAUUGAUAUUUGCAUGUCCUCCUACUUUGCGCCAAGAGCAUACUUUAAACAGAAUGCAUCACAAUGCAAUCACGCUGUAAUCACUGCAAUUAGUUAUAUCACACCUGUUUAGCACAGUAUCACAAAAAAUAGGUAUGAAUAAUCACAAACUUUGUUUUUUUUAAGGCCCUUUGUUAUCAAAUUUCACUGCAUUUGUGAUAACAGUUUGCUUCUCCUGCAUUUAAAAUAUGUCAGAGCAAGAAGAGAGGAAACUUUGUGAACAAAGAGAGAAAAAGUUGCAAUAUUUAGUUUAGCCUCAGGAGUAUUUUUGUAAAUAGCUGCUUCUGAUCACGUGAUCUUAACACACAUCCUGUUUUUAGUGGUUUCUCCACAAAAACAAAGGCAAGGGUGUUCCUCAUUCACAAAGAGAAAUACGGUACAUGAAGGGUAAUUUAAUUUCUUGACAUGUGUAGUGAAAGUUUUUGUUGAACUGUGGGUUGUGUUUUUGUAUGAGUCAGCUGCAAAAGCUUCAACAACUUCUAAUAUGUCAUUUUUUGGGUUACGUACAGUAUAUUUGGGUAUUAAAGGUAGAAAUACUGCUGAAAAAUAUUUUGUAAAAUUGCAUGAGUUAAAAAAAUUUCCAGUUAUUGAAGCUUUUGUAUUUUAGUUCGAUGAAGGAUACAAUUUAUUAUUUGAAGUAUUUAAUGCAAGCAAAAACUUGAUACACUUUAUGUCACUGUAUAUUAUACAAACAAAUGUGUUUAUGCAUGACUGAAGGAAUUAUCAUGGAUGACUUUAACCUCUUUAUGUCUCUUUGGUUUUCCAUUUGCAAAUAAAGCCAUAGAAUUUUAGUCCUUGUUUUGUAAAUACAGAGAAAUAUAAACUCCUUUAAGUCAAAAUUGUUGGAUGUUUUUUAAGAAAUGUGAUUGUUUUUUCUUUUAUUUUAUCAAUACUUCAUACCCUCAGAUUAUUUUCCUACUUUAUUCUAACCUGC
Molecule: messenger RNA, 13478 nt
Organism: Xyrichtys novacula (pearly razorfish)
Lineage: Eukaryota; Metazoa; Chordata; Actinopteri; Labriformes; Labridae
Source: the annotation of a GenBank genome assembly